Messenger RNA from Dermacentor albipictus, 2591 nucleotides. RefSeq names its product zinc finger protein 22-like. Gene Ontology annotation, biological process: regulation of transcription by RNA polymerase II. The record is from RefSeq and is a predicted model, not a curated record. NCBI's taxonomy places the organism in Eukaryota, Metazoa, Arthropoda, Arachnida, Ixodida, Ixodidae. Gene Ontology annotation, molecular function: RNA polymerase II cis-regulatory region sequence-specific DNA binding; DNA-binding transcription factor activity, RNA polymerase II-specific.
AGUAUUCGAAGGAACAAGGCUGUCACUUUUCGAAGACGACGUUUCGCCGCGUGGUGUGCGUGACGUCGUCACACCACUUUUCCAAGCGCGUGCUUGAGCCAUGCUCCUGGCGUUGCUUCUGUCCCGUCGUUCGAACCUUGUCGCUGGGUGAAACCUUCGCCCUGGGAUCAAUACAGCGUCACGAAACGAAACUCGUCGAUUGCGCGAAUCCACUUCGGCUUCGCCCAGGGACAAGGCGCCAGGAUCGCAAGGACAAGGGGCCUGUGAAUUCCCGGACCAUGCAUCAGAGUCACGGCACUUGGAUUAUGACUGCGUUUGCAGCUUUCGCCUUCGAACGGUUUUGCGUGUCUUGGACCCAGCGAGCAGGGUACGGAUGCCACCACCUGACGCCGAGCGAGUCCCUCGAGUUCCUGACCAGCAGCCCGGCCGAGUUCCAAUUCCCGCCGUACGCGGAAGCGGCGGACGCGCACGAAUCCCCCGCGCAGCACUCCGCCCGCGGUCCCGACCGCCUGCGUUGCCAGCAGUGCGGCGAGGUGUUCCAGCGCCGCCAGGACCUGUCGGCGCACCAGCGCUUGCGGCACCCCUCUGGCAACAACGGCGGUGGCGGUGGCAGCGAUCGCUUCGAGUGCAGCUUCUGCGGCGCCAAGUUUUCGCAGCGGGGCCACCUGAGCAAGCACCGACUCACGCAUACGGGCGAGCGACCGUACGCCUGCCCCAUCUGCCAGCGCCGGUUCACCCAGAAGACGCACAUGGUCGAGCACAUCCGCAUACACACGGGGGAGAGACCGUACAGGUGCGACGAGUGCCAGGCGACGUUCACUCAGAAGACGCACCUGGUGGGCCACCAGAGAACGCACACCGGCGAGCGGCCCUUCAAGUGCACCGGCUGCGGCAAGGCCUUCUCGACCAGCAGCUCCCUCAGCAGGCACCGCCUGGUCGCCCGCUGCAACCAGCGGGCCGAGCAGGAACCGAAGUGACCGGCCCUGGGUGCACGCGCACUCCCGUCCCAAUGAGUGCCGCUCAUUUACACUGGACUCCAGUGUGCGGCGCGCGCCCACAGCUGCUAGCGCCACCUGGGCACGUGUGUUUGCUUAACCGUGGUGUACGCGCUCUUUGCGAAGUGCUCGCUUUCCUGGUCAGUACGUGGGAUGAAGCCGGUCGAGCACCCAACGAGAAAGCGGUGCACGCGGAUUCUAGAACGUGCUCGUAUUUCGUGGCUCGCCGACGCAGCUACGGCACAAGUAACUUUGAACCUAAGUUUAGUGGUUGACCGUGAGGAACGUGGUCUUCACGUUGAUGCUUCUUUUCUGUCAUGUUCAAGCCCACCAUUUUUCUUGCGUUAAUAGGGUCCCUUGUGUUGCAAGUGAUAACAGCGCAUUGUGUGCAGAAUGGAGAAUGCGUGGGCUUCUAGGUAGGCUUUUUGUCAGUGUCGUGAAUCGUCGACGUCACUAUACGACAACCGCCACCCCGAAAAGCAGUUUGGCUGACUGUGAGAAAAAUCAGUCGGCCAAUCAAUCUUCAUGGUGAUGGGCCUUUUUUUUUUACUACUGCCCCGCUCGCCUGUUUCUGUACCUCUUGCGAUACACAACUUGUCUAGUGACGCAAGCACAUUGUCUGCACAAAGCACAAUGAGUUGGAUUUCUUGGGACAGACAUACUUGCUGUCACUUUUGAGCUUCGUGUGCACAGCGUCCGUUGAACACUGCGGAAAUCGGGGUUUAAUGCGACAAACGCUGCUAUGUAUCUUGAUUUCAUGGCCUCAUGACCGCGAUUAAUUUUCUCCACCGCUUGUAUUUUCGAACCGUGGCUUUCUUUUUUCUUUUAAUGAAGAGUCUGUAUAGUGCUGUCAUGUGAAACGCGUAUGUGGAGGCCUUGGGUGGAAAACGUGUAUAGGGUGUACUUUAAUUGAAACGUGAGGCCCGAGCAUAACAUUCUGCGACCAAUGUUCUACCAUUGCUGCUGCUGGUGAUGAAAAUGACUUCACUGCGUCGCAAAUGUGCGACGUCUUUCUCUUCUGUUCUUGCACCAGUGCACUCUAGCUAGACCUGUGUCGUCGCUUCGUGGAACGCAGGAAGUGUGAACUUUGAGAACACAAAUUUGCUGUGACCUUUGGACAUUUGUGCCUAGCGUUAGCUAAGCGCUGCAACCAUUGCAUCAAAAACUGCGUUGGCUGACAAGAGAUAACGACUUUAGAGCCGCUGCGAUUUUUCUCUGCCCUUGCAGAAACAAGUGAUUUUUUUCUAAAGAUACUGUUAAAAACUGCACAAUACUAUUUCUUGGAAUGCAGACAGUAGAAGGUGACAAUUUUUGUUUUGGUCAGUUUGCAGCAAAUUCUAAGACGUGACCUUCGUGAUCGCACUGAAAACAGCAACUUUGGCGAAGUGCAGGGGUGGAUUUCAAGGAACGGCUUUCCUGCAAACUGCUUCGAGUUUGUUGCCGUGAACGAAACCAUUCUUCCAUUAUUUUCGACAAUAUGUCGUCACACAACCGCGUAACCACUGUAUAGAGAUAGCGGACGGCCAUGUUUGUUGGGAAGGGGUUGCAGUGGAGUUUGAAAGUUGUGUGCCUUGGGUGUGUUUAUUAAACAUUAAA